AUGCGCGGGGUGGUGCUCUCUGCUGGCGGCGGUCAGCACGGUAGCCUGGGCCAGGGCGACGCCGUUACCCAACUAUCCGUCCUCACGCCGAUCCGUGCUCUCGAAGCCCACAGAGUCGUCGCCGUGUCUGCUGGUGGCCACCAUUCGCUCGUGCUCACCGAGGAGGGAAGAGUCUUCUCGUUUGGCAACGGCCUGCAUGGCAGACUGGGUCACGGUAAUGAGGAGACUUGCUUCGAGCCGCGGCGCAUCGCCUUCUUUGACACGACCGCAGGCGUCGCGAAGAUAUCGGCGGGGACCACCCACUCGCUGGCGCUGACCAAGGACGGCAAGGCCUACUCGUUCGGGUUCGGCAUGUUCGGUCGUCUGGGUCACGGCGACGAGACCGACCAACUCCUGCCGCGUGAGAUCACCCUCCGCGGCCAUGGGGCAUCGCCACCUGUCGGCGAUCGCGUAGAAGAAAACGAAACGGACCCGGUCAUCGAACACGUCGCUGCCGGCUACUUUCACAGCUUGCUCCUCACCACCGACGGGCGCGUGUAUUCGUUCGGCGCCGGGGUGAUGGGCGCUUUGGGGCAUGGCGAUCGGGACAAGAGGCUGCGGCCGACCAUGAUCGAGGCGCUGGCCGACCGUCGGAUCGUGUCAAUGGCCUGCGGCAGCGCCAACACACUGGUGCUCGAUGAUGAGGGCCGUGUUUUCUUCUUCGGCCUCGACUACUCCGAAUUCCCCAAGUUCACCGAGGGCCAGGCCCGCUUCGUGCUCCUCCCCUCUGCGCUCGGCCUCGCCGAGGAGAUCACAGAGGUGCGGGCGGGCGAGGGACACUGCCUGUUGCUGACGAGAGAGGGCAAGCUGCUCGCCUUCGGCCUGGGCAAGAACGGACGACUGGGCCUGGGCGACGAAACCAACCGCCUCGCCCCCACCGCCGUCACCUUUCCCAGCAAUGGCACCACAAGCGUGGAAAUAGACAUCGCGUGCGGUGCCAAGCAUGGACUGGCUCUGGUGGACGUGCCGGGCGAGGGUCCGCGCCUCUACGCCUUUGGGAGCGGAGACCAGGGCCAGCUCGCCAACGGUCAUCGACAGGACCGCGCCAGCCCGACCGCCACCACGACCUCGCUGCCGGCCCUCCUGCACCAGCACAUCGUCCCGGCCGCCAUAUCCGCCGGCAAGGCCCACUCACUCGUCCUUCUAUGA
This is a messenger RNA of Acanthamoeba castellanii str. Neff, 1188 nucleotides long. RefSeq names its product regulator of chromosome condensation, RCC1, putative. The record is from RefSeq and is a predicted model, not a curated record. The coding region runs from base 1 to 1188 and encodes 395 amino acids. The transcript is spliced from 5 exons. Lineage: Eukaryota; Discosea; Longamoebia; Acanthamoebidae.